UAUGGAUUCAGAACUAUUAGAUACAAAAAUUCUUUCCAAAAUUUUGAUAGAGAAUCACUCAAAAAUACUAAAUUAGCAAAAUGAGCAGGAUAAAUAAUAAAGGUUAACAAUAUUUUGGAUUUAUGUAGGGAUUUGAAAAUAGAAGUUUAUAUAUAAGAGGCUUAAAUAAACUUUAAUAUAAAGAAAUUGAACUUAGACUUCUAUAAAAAUUUAGGCUAAGAUGUUUACAUAGCAGAAUUAAGUUCAUAAAUCACUAUCAUGAUGUAAGAAUUUAACUAAUAUAGAGUUUUUCAUUAUGAUUUUCCUAAAAGUCAACCAUAAAUAUUUGCUACAAAAUAAAUGAGUCAUAGAUUGAUUGAUCCUGAUACAUGGUAAAUAAAGGCUAAGUGGAAUGACUCACUUAUUUAAAUGAUGAAGGAUAUUGUGAAUCAAUUUGCAACGUAAGCUCCUGAGGAUGAUUAUAUGAUCGAGCAUUUGAUGAAAAAUCCAGAUGAUUAAUUUUAAAAACAAAUAAAAGCAAUUUAAACUGUUGAAGUAAGAAAACUAUUUACUAAUUGUUCCCCAAACUAAUUUUAAUAAAAUUUGUAGCUUGAUUUAACUCCAUUUAUAAUGUAAUUAGAAGAAUAUAAAAAAAUUUGUAAAUUGAUAGUGGAAAGAGCAUAAUAAAAUAAUUUAAUUGGAGGUAUUUUAGAAUAUAAAAUGAUUAGAAUCUAUUUAAUAAAUUAUGAGCGAGAACGCACAGUUAAAGUUAGAAGUAGAAGCGAAAUUGUAACAUUUUACAGACAUUUAAUUUGAAGGAUAUCCUUUAGAUUAAUUUUGUUAGAAAUUAGCUAAAGUAAAUUUGAAUAAAAAAUUUUUAGUCAUUCUCUGAUAAAGAAUUAGCAAGAGUAUUGGAAAAAAAAAUAUAAAUGUUAGAAUAGUAUAGAGAAGAAAAAUAUGAGAAUAAAAUUAAUGAGGAAGAUGAAAAGAAAUUUGAAAAAGAUAUUAAAGAAUAUUUGGGAAAAAGGAAGGAAUAUUAAAUAUCCAUUUAAAAGAGAUAAUAUUGUUUGAGAACUCUUUAAAAUAAAUAUAAAAACUGA
Molecule: messenger RNA, 1079 nt
Organism: Paramecium primaurelia
Lineage: Eukaryota; Ciliophora; Oligohymenophorea; Peniculida; Parameciidae
Source: the annotation of a GenBank genome assembly